This is a messenger RNA of Ceraceosorus bombacis, 2766 nucleotides long. The record is from the annotation of a GenBank genome assembly. Lineage: Eukaryota; Fungi; Basidiomycota; Exobasidiomycetes; Ceraceosorales; Ceraceosoraceae.
AUGCCGGGAACGAGCACGGCGACAACGGACAGUGCUUCAACCUCGGCCACCACCGAUGCCACGUCCGUGGGGGGCAGUCAAGCCCAAAGCUUGUCCAAAGAAGGAAGCGGCAGCAAUGCUGCUGCAGCCUCUACAGCACCAGCCGAAGCUGCUGGCGAUGUGAGCGCGGAAGAGUUGGAAAAGGCGCCCGAGGCUGUGCAAAUGACGGACGAGGAGGAGCUGACGGCUGCUGGCGAGAAGGACAACAGUGAAGGCUCAAAGAUCAAGACGCUGCUCGGAAUUCUCAAGCGCAUGAUCGGCGUCAAGGAUAUUGCCGCCAUGUGAGUGCGAGAGUCGCGUUUGCAGAGUUGAUCUGUCAAGAGGCUCCUAGCUUGUCUUGUGGACCAAAGCACACUGCUGGGCCCCGUCCAGCUUUCACCAAGCAACUUCCUGACGCUCUUUACCCCCACAUCUCGACAGUCGACUCUCUCUCCCUGCCAAUCUGCUUGAGCCAGUGCCCAAUCUGGAAUACUGGAACUACCUCGGUGAGCUCGCAAGCUUGCCGGUGAACACUAAGCCCAGCGCUGACAAUCGCUUGCUGUUCCUGGCCUGCACUUGUAGACCGAGGCGACCUUUUCACUACGUGAGAAUGCGCACCUACUGGCCCCUGGCCGGCUCUCGCUGAGCUGACCAUACUGCAAUCCCAUCUGCCCUCCUUGUAGCAUCCCAGACUUUGACGAUCCGCUAGACCGAAUGCUGGCAACGCUGCGAUUCAUGUUCACGAAGGAACUCAAAUUCGUAGUGCGUGAAGUAGCCACGAGCCCUGCGGGCAGCGCGAGCCCCGAGCGCAGGGGGCAUAUGGCGGCCAUAUCUUGGUGACAAAGCUGACCGGCCUUUCUGCACUUUUGCAGCGGGGCAAGAUCUGCAAGCCUUACAAUUCAAUUCUGGUGAGCGCGCACACCGUGUUACUCUGCAGCUCAGCCUGCCUGGGACUGACGCCCAAAGACGUUUCUCACUGGUGUAGGGGGAGCAUUUCCGGUGUCAUUGGGAUGUGCAAAUCCCUCGUAUCACGGAUGAGGGAGACAUCGUGCCGCUGCAGAAUGUCUCUGUAAACGAGCCCAAGCCUUUGCAGCAGUCUGCAUCCACGAGAGCCUUCAAGUCUACUUCUCGAGUCUCUCGGCAAGGCGCUACCGAGACUGGCAAAUCGCUUAGUCCAGCUUCAGCAGGCGAUGGAGGCAAAGCUGCGAGCCGACCUGGAUCUAUCAGAAAUGUGAGCACCAACACAGUUGCUACCUCUGCCAGCACGGUCGGAUCUACAGAUGAGGGCAAAGCGAAAAAGACCUUGAGCAGAUUCCUAGGCAGACGCACGACAAACCAGAGUAUCACAGAGGCUAGCCAAGCCGCGGAGACACCUGCCGCAGCAGCACCGAGGAUAGAGACGACUGACUCAGCAGGCAAGAAUCAGAAUGGUGAUGAUGACGAUGACGAUGAUGCAGGAUCCUUCAAGACUUCUAAGAGCGACGGGCCCGAGGCGCUUCCCGGCUUGUCACAGGGCCAGCGCCGCAUCACAUUCCUCACAGAGCAAGUCUCGCACCACCCUCCCAUCUCUAGCUUCUUUGUGGAGUGCAAGCAGAGCGGCGUUCAGCUUUGCGGCGUCGACCAGCUGAGCGCCAAGUUUACGGGCACAUGUACGUUGUUGCCGUGGGCCCUCGCUCGUGUCAACCGUGCUACGCACACGCUCACCAUCAUCCUUAUCUCUCUGGCGAUGCGCAGCUGUACGAAUUUUCUCCGGAGAUCAGAAUCAAGGCAUCUUUGUCAAGCUGCUCGACAAUGCCAAGGGGCCUGCUGGGGAAGAGUACCAGGUGGAACACCCAACUGCGUGUGUCAACGGAUUGUUGAGGGGUUCUCUCUGGGUCGCGAUCUGCGACACCCUCUCCGUCACCUGCCGAGGGGGUGUUCGAGAAGGCGAGACAGCCGAUGAAGACGGACGUGGAUCUGGGCCUAGGCUUAGAGCGCUUUGCGAAUACAAAGAUGAGGUGCGUUUGGGCAGAAGAGCUUUGAAGAGCUUACCUGCAUCACUGACGCGCGAGGUCAUGAACUCCCAUCAAAGAGCUGGGUGUUGAAGGCGAAGUACGCCUUGGAGGGCGUGAUCUACGAGUACGAUGAGAGCAAAGGUCAGCCUGCUACGGAAUUCGACAAGGUCCGACAAGUCCCUCAAGAUCGCAUCGUGGCCACUUUUGAGGGUUCCUGGAAAGGACAGAUCACAUGGAAGAAGAAGGGCGACAAGGUGAGAGGAUGUGUGGGCUUUGUCGUGAUAAGCAUUGAGCCUUGGCUAACGUCUGACCUUUGAUUCCCUUCUCUUGCAGGAGCCUCGAUUGCUCAUUGACUUGAACGAGCUCGAACCCGGACAAAAAGCUGUCAGGCCAUUGUCCGCUCAAGAGCCUUAUGAGAGUCGCAACAUCUGGGAGCCGGUCACUACUGCUAUUCUUGCCAAGGACUUUAGUGCGGCUACCAAGCACAAGCAAGAGAUCGAGCAGAAGCAAAGAGACGCCGCGGCAGACAGGAAAAGGAAAGAUCAGCAGUGAGUAUGUGGGCGAAUCAUUAUUUUCACCAAACUUUUGAAUUCACGAGCCAAUCGAACGAUCUUGCUCAUUCCCUGCUUGCCCCAUCUCAUCCAUCAGAUUCGUCCCGAGAUUCUUUGACGCGGACAUCACCGAUGGCAGACCCAGGCUCACCGCAGCCGGACGUGAGGCGCUGGAUGGCGAAGGCAGACUGGAAGGCUACUGA